This is a messenger RNA of Aegilops tauschii subsp. strangulata, 549 nucleotides long. RefSeq lists its product as uncharacterized. Gene Ontology annotation, molecular function: RNA-DNA hybrid ribonuclease activity; nucleic acid binding. The record is from RefSeq and is a predicted model, not a curated record. Lineage: Eukaryota; Viridiplantae; Streptophyta; Magnoliopsida; Poales; Poaceae.
AUGGCAGAGAACAAGGAAUCAAGCGCUAAGAAUUGGCUGUUCGAGCUGAAUGAGGCUCUCGAUCAUAAGUCCUUCACAACUAUGGUUGUGACUGUCUGGGCGAUAUGGUAUGCUAGAAGGAACGCGAUCCAUGAAGGCAUAUUUCAGUCCCCGAUGCACACUUCAUCGUUUGUGACCUCUUACAUUAAUGAGCUGCAGCAGCUUGAGAAACCUGAUGAGCAUCAUAUACAGGUAGCCGCACCGAGAGGCGGGCCAAGGAGUUGGCUAGCGUCACCUAUUGGAUUUGCGAAAAUCAAUGUUGAUGGAGCUGUUGGGCAUCAUAAACGUGGUGGGGCAGUUUCAGCGGUGUGUCGAGACCACACAGGAUUAUACUUGGGCUCCUCGGCGGCAGUCUACCGAGGCAUUACUGACCCCACAACCCUGGAAACGUUUGCGUGCAGGGAGGCGUUAGCUCUUGCAGAGGAUCUUCAGGUGACAAACAUGAUGGUUGCCUCGGAUUGCAAAGGAGUGGUUCUAGAUAUAAACGAAGAAACAGGAGGUCCGCACUAG